UUUGAAAUUCCAAUAUCAUGUCAACAUUGGAGGAUAAAAUUUUGGGAGAAAAAUUACACUACUACUGCAGCAGUUCCGGUGAAGAUGAUGGAAAUGAUUCUGGAGAUUCCGAUAAAGAAUGUAAUGUCAAAUAUACUAAUACUGCACAAUAUAUUGCACCUUCAUAUUCGGAAUGGGAUGGAACUUCCAGUAACACAGGACCUAAAGGUGUUAUAAAGGUAUAA
Molecule: messenger RNA, 224 nt
Organism: Trachymyrmex cornetzi
Lineage: Eukaryota; Metazoa; Arthropoda; Insecta; Hymenoptera; Formicidae
Product: phosducin-like protein
Exons: 1
Coding region: 18-224 (68 amino acids)
Source: RefSeq, a predicted model, not a curated record